AUGAAGAACAUGGUAAAUCGUCUAUUUUCUCGUUCCUCUGCUCCCCAGCGCUAUACUCGCCCACGCAGGAUUCCCCUUGUGGACGUUUUUGCGACACAGGGUAAAUAUCGCACCGCUAAUACCAGUGGAAAAGGGCAUUUGUUGGUGCAGCCACGACAUCCUCCUCGCCAGCAAGCCCACGCUGGUGCCUCAAUCAGCAGCACUCCACCAACAGGGACAUCAAAUGUGAUUGACGGAGCCACCCCAGCAACGUUGCAGAUCGGAAGCACCAGUACUGUGCAGCUACUAGUAACAGACCCCCUUCCAUUGGACGUUGAAUAUGUUCCAGACUCAUCGGCUGUUUUGCAGUUCUCAUAA
This is a messenger RNA of Suillus subalutaceus, 357 nucleotides long. RefSeq lists its product as uncharacterized. The record is from RefSeq and is a predicted model, not a curated record. Lineage: Eukaryota; Fungi; Basidiomycota; Agaricomycetes; Boletales; Suillaceae. Bases 1 to 357 code for a protein of 118 amino acids. The transcript has 2 exons.